AUGUAUGCAUGUGUACCUAACCAAAGUGCAAUCAUUCAAGAAUACAAGAAACUUCCAUCUUCGUGCCCAAGGGAACUCAGACCAGUGAUGGUUCGUUCUAUUGAGGAAGCGGAUAAACCAUCCAAUAGGGGAAAGAAACAGGAUAAACAUAGUGAAGGACUGGUGAUCAAAGGAUCUAAGGGGCAAACUCCAAAGAAACGAAAGACUGAGCAGGCGGCACCUUCACAUCCUAAGAAGAAAAAGACAAAGAAACCGGCUCGGAGGCUUAUCCUUCAGUCCACAAGUCAUUCAGAUUCUGAUUAUGUCCCUACUGGACAUAAACGACCCUCUCCUACUGUAUCUGAGAGAGAAAGCUCUGAUGAGGAGGUUUCAAUUCGUGGUGCAACCCCUCCUCACUCGCCGACUCCAGAGGUACCUGUUCGCUCUAAAGCACCUUCUCCUCCACCUGCUUCUAUUCCUAUUUCCUUACCCACAACCUUCCCGUUACUUUCCUCUUCCUCUGCUAAUCCCUAUUUAGAAGCUAUUCUCAAGGCCCUCUUCUCUUCUGCAGUUAAGGAGCAUGAAAGAUUUAUCUCAAAGGAAGCGAAGGCCAUUGAUGCCUCAACUUCUCGAUGCCAGAAGGCUUCGCUUGCAGUGGAAACCUCUACUAAAGAAUGCAAUGAAGCAACCACAAAAUUCGAAAAACUAAUCUCAGAAGCUCAACUCUUUCUAGAUUCCCUUCAAGCUGCUGCUCAAAAAAAUGCUAAUACUGUUGGGUUUUGA
Molecule: messenger RNA, 762 nt
Organism: Lactuca saligna
Lineage: Eukaryota; Viridiplantae; Streptophyta; Magnoliopsida; Asterales; Asteraceae
Source: the annotation of a GenBank genome assembly